This is a messenger RNA of Sapajus apella (tufted capuchin), 3324 nucleotides long. It is a transcript of the gene TIMP2, whose product is annotated as TIMP metallopeptidase inhibitor 2. Gene Ontology annotation, biological process: negative regulation of membrane protein ectodomain proteolysis; negative regulation of endopeptidase activity. Gene Ontology annotation, cellular component: extracellular matrix. The record is from RefSeq and is a predicted model, not a curated record. Bases 84 to 647 code for a protein of 187 amino acids. Lineage: Eukaryota; Metazoa; Chordata; Mammalia; Primates; Cebidae. The transcript is spliced from 5 exons. Gene Ontology annotation, molecular function: metalloendopeptidase inhibitor activity; protease binding.
UGAAGAACUGUGGAAGGAGGAGGAGGCUGGGCAUCAUCUCUCCGCUUGCAGGAGAGGACGCCGUGCUAGGGGCUGGGGUCAUCAUGCCCCUUGCCCUCCUUGCACCUUGCUGCUUGAUCAGGGCCAAAGCGGUCAGUGAGAAGGAGGUGGACUCUGGGAACGACAUUUACGGCAACCCCAUCAAGAGGAUCCAGUAUGAGAUCAAGCAGAUAAAGAUGUUCAAAGGGCCUGAAAAGGACAUAGAGUUUAUCUACACAGCCCCCUCCUCGGCAGUGUGUGGGGUCUCGCUGGACGUUGGAGGAAAGAAGGAAUAUCUCAUUGCAGGAAAGGCCGAGGGGGAUGGCAAGAUGCACAUCACCCUCUGUGACUUCAUCGUGCCCUGGGAUACCCUGAGCACCACCCAGAAGAAGAGCCUGAACCACAGGUACCAGAUGGGCUGCGAGUGCAAGAUCACACGCUGCCCCAUGAUCCCAUGCUACAUCUCCUCCCCGGACGAGUGCCUCUGGAUGGACUGGGUCACGGAGAAGAACAUCAACGGGCACCAGGCCAAGUUCUUCGCCUGCAUCAAGAGAAGCGACGGGUCCUGCGCAUGGUACCGUGGUGCGGCGCCGCCCAAGCAGGAAUUUCUCGACAUCGAGGACCCAUAAUCGGGCCCGCCACAGCCCUGUGGCCAACUGCAAAAACUCCAAGGGUUUCGACUGGUCCAGCUCUGACAUCCCUUCCUGGAAACAGCAUGAAUAAAACACUCAUCCCAUGGGUCCAUAUUAGUGCGAUUCUGCUCCCCGCUUCUCCUUAUAGACACGGUUGUGGGUCUGGAGGGAGACGUGGGUCCAGGGUCCUCAUCCCAUCCUCCCUUCGCCAGGCACUGUGUCUGGGGCUUUGAUCCUUGGGUGCAGGGCGGGGACACGUGGCUUCCCUCCCAGUCCCUGCCUUGGCACUGCCACAGACGCCGAGCAGGCAGCACUUGGGGAUCUCCCAGCUGGGUUAGGGCAGGGCCUAGAAAUGCGAAUUUUGCAGAAACUUUUGAGGGUCAUUGCAAGACUGUGUAGCAGGCCUACCAGGUCCCUUUCAUCCUGAGAGGGGCAUGGCCCUUGUUUUCUGCAGCUUCCACACCUCUGGCCCUACUGUAGCACUCUCUGCCCCUGGCAAGUGCCCCUGUCGCCCCAGUGUCCACCAUGAACUCCCAGCACCUGUGACUCCCCCAUAUCCAGGGGCAGCCUGGAACCAAUGGCUCAUUCUCCAAGGAGCCCCAUCCAUCCUAUUAAUCCUCAGAAUUCCAGGGGGAGCCUCCUUCUGAGCCUUGUAGAAAUGGGAGUGAGAAACCCUAGUUGAGCCACGUUCCAGCCUCAGCUGCGUCUUUCUGGUCUCCCGCACCCCCCACCCAUGUGCUCCCCAGCCGGCAGGGGGAGUCUGUGAGGUCCUGUCCUGAGGCUGCUGUGUGGGGCUGGUGGCUGCCCUCAAGGUCCCUUCCGGAGCUGCUGCAGUUGCCACUGCUUCCUGCCCCUCCUGGCAUCAGGCGCCUGGAUUGAGCUGUGCGGCUUUGCUUUGUCCGGGCUUGUGUGCAGGGCCUGGCUGUGCUCCCAUCUGCACAUCCUGAGGAGGGGAAAAGCUGGGUUCUCGCUGUGCCCUCCUGCGUUUAAUGUUCUCUCCUUCAGAGACUGACAGGCAUCGUUCUCCAUGGGGCUUUCUGCAUGUGACGCUGGAUAAGCGUAGUAAGUCCAGCCUAGGAAGGGAAGGAUUUUGGAGGUAGGUGGCUUUGGUGACACUCUCACUUCUUUCUGAGCCUCCAGGACACUGUGGCCUGUUUUAGAGACAUCUCAUUUUUCUAAAGAUGAAUUCUCAGAUGAUAUGUGAACCUGAGUUGCAGAUAUACCAACUUCUGCUUUUAUUUCUUAAAUUACAAAGAUUAUCUAGUUAAGAAACUUCCUAGGGAACUGGGGAAACUAUGUGUUUCCUGAAGCUAGUGAGAUAGGGGUUAAGAUAGGAAGAACUCUCUCGGUAAUGAUAAGGAGACUCUCUUGUUUCCUCCUGUGUUGUAAAGAUAAACUGACGCUAUACAUGCACAUUAUGCAGACAUGUAUACACACACACACAGUGAAACCGAAGCCUGACGCCCGCGCACGGUCCUGCAAAACGCUUCCAAAGCCACCUAAGCCUGUUCUAUUGGCAGCAACCCCAAAGCACCUGUUAAGACUCCUGACCCCCGAGUGCCCUGCAGCCCCCAUGCCCACCUGGGACCUGGUCAGCACAGAUCUUGGUGACUUCCCUUUCUAGGGCAUACUGGGAGGGUUUCCAGGAAUCAGCCCCUGCCCUACAGGCGUUCAUGCUGUACAGUGAUCUAAAGUUGGUAAGAUGUCAUAAUGGACCAGUCCAUGCCACUCCAGUGUAUACAACUCCACCAGACCCCUCUGACCCAUAUAACACCCCACCCCCGUUCGCUUCCUGUAUGGUGAUAUCAUAUGUAACAUUUACUCCUGUUUCUGCUGAUUUUUUUUAAUGUUCUGGUUUGUUUUUGACAUCAGCUGUAAUCAUUCCUGUGCUGUGUUUCUUAUUAUCCUUGGUAGGUAUUAGACUUGGACUUUAAAAAAAAACAAACAAAAAAAAACCGUUUCUGCAUCGUGGAAGCGUUUGACCCUGAGUGGAAAGCGUGGCCUCUGGGGUGGCUUCCUUCAGGUCUCUUUCCUUUGGUUCUCUGAGUAUUCUUUGCUUUCAUCUGUCUCCCGUCUUUGGUUCUCCUGUUCAAAUUAUUACAAAGUAAAAGAUCUUUGAGUAGGAUUGGUCUGAAAGGCGGCCUUUAUAUUCUAUAUUCGAUCCACACACGUUGGUCUUUUAACCAUGCUGAGCAGAAAACAAAACAGGUCAAUAUAAGUGCCCCGUGGCAGCCGAGAGGCGAAGCCGCUCAAAUAACUUCCCAGUGAAUAAUGGCGAUAUAUAUAUAUAGUUUAAGAAGUCUCUCCAUUUGGCAUCGUUUAAUUUAUACGUUAUGUUCUAAGCACAGCUCUUUUCUCCCUUUCAUCCUGCAAGCAACUCAAAAUAUUUAAAGUUUACAUUGUAGUUAUUUUCAAAUCUUUGCUUGAUAAGUGUGAAGAAAUAUCGGACUUGCUGCCGUAAUUUAAAGCUCUGUUGAUUUUGUUUGUUUCUGUUUGGAUUUUGGGGGAGGGAGCACCGCGUUUAUGCUGGAAUAUGGAGUCUGAGACCUUCCUGUGCUGGGAACACACAAGAGUUGCUGAAAGUUGACAAGCAGACUGCGCAUGUCUCUGAUGCUUUGUAUCAUUCUUGAGCGAUCGCUCGGUCCGUGGACAAUAAACAGUAUUAUCAAAGAGA